UUCUUUAUUCUCUGGUCUGGGGGCCUGCCAUUAAGACGCAGCGAAAGCUACGCUUGGUUGGGCAAAAGGAAUUCCUGGUGGUAUUGCCUAGGCAGCCGUCCGUCAGACAUCGCGAAAGCGUUGCAGGUUCGGCAUCUGUGGUUUUUAUGUAUCUGUAAUAUGGAGAAACUAAAAGGGUUAAAAGAGGUUUUGGGCAGCAAUAAUGCCUCUAUACCAAGUUCUUCUCCGUUGGGUUGUUUGUUGGCACAUUGGAAAGAGGGGAACUUCGGUCAGGAAUUACGAAAAGAUAAGUUGAUUGAAUAUUGUAAUGUUCACUGGCCAAAAUACGCUUUGCCUGAAAAUCAGAGGUGGCCGAAAAACGGGUCUUUUGAUGUGAAGGUUAUUAUGCAACUUAGAUCGCUUUGUACACAAGAUGGAAGGGUAGAACAGUUACCAUAUAUUGACUUAUUUCUGUGCUUGCUUGAGAAACCGGUUUUGUGGCUUGACAAAAUGAAAGCAAUGAAGCUUGAGAAUAAUAAGUGUCUGGCUUGCGUCCAAAAUAAGCAUUGUAUGGAACAUGCAGUUUUAAGUGAAAUUUUAGGGGGAAAAAGAGAUGAACUGGAAUCGGAAUUAUUGGUAUCUCCCAUGGCUCCCAGAACCACCACAGCCCCCUCAACACCAAGUUCUACCCCGCUCACCCUGACCCCACCUGAUUCUCUUACACCCCCCUCGCUCGCGCCAGCACAAUAUGUUUCACCCCCACCUUUGUCUGCUGAAGGUAAUUAUCCUCCUCUGCCUGUGCCAGCCGCUCCUCCGCUUGCCCCUCCUCUGCCUGCUCAGAGAACCCCCCCUUCUCCACAUACACCUGCUCAAAGCUAUCCUGCUCCCCCGCCCACACCCGCUGAAAGAUUUAUCCCCCCUCUAACACCAGCUCAAGGGUACCCUCCGCUCCCACCUACACCUCCUUCACCAGCUUCUGGCCCGUCUGCCCCCCUGUAUCCUCCCCUCCCCGAUUCACCUGUCCAGGAUGUGAUUGUGAGGCAGAAGCAAAGGGGGAAUGUGAAGAAGACAGAUAGAAUGGAAAGUAGUGACAGUGAAGCAGAUGAACUAGACGCCCCAGUAGCUCACCGAACACGAGGAAAACUGGCCCUGGAGUGGCCUCAGGCAGGAAAGGGUAUAUUAAAAUCAGGCAAACAAAAGAGAACGAUUAUUGCACCACUAAGGCAGGGGGUGGGAACUAAUGGACCUGUCUUUGUAAAGGUACCCUUUUCACCUGCUGAUUUAGUUAUAUGGAAACAAUCAGCCGGAACGUAUAGAGAAAACCCAGAUAAGGUAGCUCGUGUGGUUAAGAUGAUAAUGAAAACUCAGAACCCCGAUUGGGAAGAUAUUCAUGUCAUAUUAGACACUCUGAUGGAUGAGACAGAGAGAGAUAUGGUUCUUCGAGCAGCAAGAGAAAGAGCUAGAGAAGACAUACGAAAUGGUUUGGUGACAGGGACACUGGAUUAUAAUUUUCCCACUGCAGACCCAGAGUGGGAUGCUAAUGACCCCUCUGGAGUGGAUAUGUUAAGGCUAAAGAGAUAUCAGGAGUGGAUUUCAGUUGGUGUUCAACAGGCAAUACCUAAGAGUAUGAACUGGUCUAAGUUGUAUGAAAUUCGACAGGAAAAGAAAGAAUCUCCCACUGCCUUUCUAGAAAGACUUAAGGAAGCAGCUAGAAGAUAUACUGAUCUUCAAGUAGACAGUGAGCAAGGAAGAACUCAGCUUGCCUUUAUUUUUCUGGGUCAGGCACAGGAAGAUAUUAGGAAAAAGCUACAGAAACUGGAAGGUGAAGAGUUAAGAAACUUGGAUAAACUCCUAGAGGUUGCCUGGAAAGUUUAUAAUAACAGGGACAGAGAAAUUGUCAAGAAACAGGGGCAAAGCCUUUUGGCAGUCUUACAGAGACAGGGGCGGGGGCGUGGUAGAGGUGGUCGUGGCGUUAAUAGAGGUGGCUUUGGCAGAGGUUCUGGUCAUGGUAGAUUAGGUCUGAAUCAGUGUGCAUAUUGUCAGAUGGAGGGACACUGGAAAAGGGAGUGUCCAAACCGGUUUAGCCAGAAUGGUCAGCCUCAAUUAGACAGUAUGUUUAAUCAAAGUGGUGAGCAUCAGCUGGAUGGUGUAGCCAGGGUCAGGGUUUUACAUGAGAGGGAGCCAGGAUCAAGAGAGCCCAUGGUGACUUUGCAUUUAGAAGGAAAAGACGUAGAUUUUCUCAUUGACACGGGGGCCACACAUUCUGUACUAAAUUAUCUUGAGGGGCAAAUCGGGAACAAGUCAGCAGCAGUCAUUGGAGCCACAGGGAAGGAGGAGGUACGGCCAUUCUUGCAACCCCUAGAAUUGAGCUUUGAAGAUAAGAUCUUGACCCAUGAAUUCUUAUACAUGCCAGACUGCCCAACUCCGCUCUUAGGGCGCGAUCUACUGGCAGCACUGGAGGCAGUAAUUACUUUUGAGAAUGGUGAACUCGUAAUGAAAAUUCCGGAGUCUAAGACAGGAAAGAUUUUGAUGAUAAAAGAAAAACCAAUUUCUAAUAUUCCUAAAGAAGUAGAAGAUGCGGUAAUUCCCUCUGUCUGGGAAACAGAUGUACCUGGAAAAUCUAAAUUGGCACAACCGGUACAUGUAGAGUUAAAAGAAGGAGCGAAGGCUGUACGAAUCAAACAAUACCCUAUAAAACCAGAAGCACGACAGGGAAUAGCAAAGACCAUUGAUAAAUUUUUAAAAUAUCGAAUUCUAGAGGAAUGUAAAUCGGAAUACAACACCCCAAUUUUCCCAGUGAAGAAACCCAAUGGUGAGUAUAGACUUGUACAGGAUUUAAGAGGUAUAAAUGAAACAACAAAAGACAUUCAUCCAGUGGUUGCCAAUCCCUAUACAUUGUUAGCAUCCGUAAAAGAGAUAUAUAAAUGGUUUACUGUAAUUGACUUAAAAGAUGCUUUCUUCUGUAUACCCCUUGACCAAGAAAGUAGGAAACUAUUUGCCUUUGAGUGGGAACAUCCAGAAAGUGGAAGAAAAACUCAGCUCACCUGGACUCGAUUACCGAUGCGGUACAAGGGGUCCCCCACUCUCUUUGGAAGUCAACUGGCAAAAGAACUGGAAAUCUGGACCAGAGAAGGGCAAGUACCAAGAGACCAAUAUUUAUUACUCCAGUAUGUAGAUGACAUUUUGAUUGCAACAGAGGAAGAAAUGACCUGCAUAAAGGUAACCAUUGAGAUCUUAAAUUCAUUAGGAAUGGGAGGGUAUAAGGUAUCCAGAGAAAAAGCACAAAUUGCCCAACAGACUGUGAUUUACCUGGGAUGUGAAAUCUCACAAGGGCAGAGAAAACUGGGUACUAAUCGUAUUCAAGCUAUCUGUGCUAUUCCAGAGCCCCAGAAUCUACACGAGCUGCGGAUCUUCCUCGGAAUGACAGGGUGGUGUCGCCUGUGGAUCAUGGACUAUGGACUGAUUGCAAAACCCUUGUACGAGGCUCAGAAGACCCAGCCGUUCACCUGGGGCAAACCACAGAAAGAGGCCUUCCAGAAGUUAAAGGAAGCACUGACAACUGCUCCUGCUUUGGGGUUACCUGAUCUGUCUAAAGACUUUCAGCUAUACGUGCAUGAAAGGCAGCGACUGGCACUGGGAGUCCUGACCCAACGACUGGGAAGCUGGAAAAGGCCGGUGGGUUACUUUUCCAAACAACUCGACAACGUAAGUGCCGGAUGGCCUUCAUGUCUGCGGGCAGUGGCAGCUACCGUGCUGCUGAUACAGGAAGCCAGGAAGCUCACAAUGGGAAGACACAUAGAUGUCUAUGUGCCACACAUGGUAACUACAGUCCUGGAACAAAAGGGGGGCCAUUGGCUCUCUCCAAGCCGGAUGAUGAAGUAUCAGGUAACCCUGGCUGAGCAGGAUGAUGUUGCAUUAAAAACAACUAACCUCUUGAAUCCAGCUCUAUUUCUAGGUGCCACAGCUGAGGAAGGUCCAUUAGAGCAUGACUGUCUAGAAGUCAUCGAGCACACUUAUUCAGCAAGAACAGAUCUGAAGGAUGUCCCCCUGGAGCAACCAGAGUGGGAACUCUUUACAGAUGGAAGCAGCUUCAUGGAGAACGGAGCUAGAUACGCGGGAUAUGCGGUAACUACAAUUGAUGUAGUAAUAGAGGCAAAAUCACUACCACCUAACACGUCUGCACAAAGGGCAGAACUAAUCGCAUUAACCAGAGCACUCGAGCUGAGUGAAGGGAAGACAGUGAAUAUUUGGACUGAUUCCAAAUAUGCCUUUGGAGUAGUGCAUGUACACGGAGCUUUAUGGAAAGAAAGAGGACUGCUGUCCUCCCAAGGGACAAAUAUUAAACAUCAAGAUGCAGUCCUACAAUUGAUAGAUGCAGUACAAAAACCUGAACAAGUAGCAAUCAUGCACUGCAAGGCACAUCAAUCAGGCAACUCCAAAAUUUGUGAAGGAAAUCGAAAAGCAGAUUGGGCAGCCCGUCAGGUAGCGCGAGAGGUGCAGAAAACAAUGGCAUUGAUACCAUCAAGACUUAAUAUCUCUCAAUUUAAUUUGCCUCCGAAUGGCCACAGGCUCUGCCGAUAG
Messenger RNA from Prinia subflava (tawny-flanked prinia), 4560 nucleotides. RefSeq lists its product as uncharacterized. The record is from RefSeq and is a predicted model, not a curated record. Lineage: Eukaryota; Metazoa; Chordata; Aves; Passeriformes; Cisticolidae. The transcript has 2 exons. Gene Ontology annotation, molecular function: zinc ion binding; nucleic acid binding; aspartic-type endopeptidase activity. Gene Ontology annotation, biological process: proteolysis; virion assembly. Bases 160 to 4560 code for a protein of 1466 amino acids.